Molecule: messenger RNA, 4730 nt
Organism: Spizellomyces punctatus DAOM BR117
Lineage: Eukaryota; Fungi; Chytridiomycota; Chytridiomycetes; Spizellomycetales; Spizellomycetaceae
Exons: 16
Coding region: 535-4437 (1300 amino acids)
Biological process (GO): phosphorelay signal transduction system; phosphorylation
Molecular function (GO): phosphorelay sensor kinase activity
Source: RefSeq, a predicted model, not a curated record
GUCCAUUGCGAUUGUGCACGCGGGGAGACCAAGUGAAUGGGUGACCUCCAAGGAACCUCCAUGGAUGUGGCAGCUGAUUGAUAUCUGAAUACCAUCGUAUUUCCCGCCGUCUUUUUCCCCUCUCAACGUAUCCUAUUGCUGAGACUUCAUGUGUGUGAAAAAGCAGCCGAAACUACUGACCAACUGUGAGGCAAGGAUCUGUAAGGGUUGCCUGUGAAUGGGGGCGACCGAUAAGCCCUGUCUGCAUUUCAGGUGAAUAGGGCAUUUUCGCAAUCGUGAAUUCGAUGUUUGGAUGGCGCGCCUUUGUUGGGUAGUACAGCGCAACGCAACCAAUUUUGAAGAACACUGAUUGCUUGCCUGUGUGCAUGAUCGGGUAUCUCUGAGAAAUCACCUGUGCAAUCACAUUCACCUAUUGACAACCCGUCCGCGAGCCAACGGAUUCAGCAUACUUCACCCCUCUUUCCGGACAAACAAUUAACUUACUAGUCCGGCUCUUGCUCACCAAGUCAACUCUGCACACGCAACGUGUGUGCCAUGCCUACCCGACGAAAUGGACCCUCUCGAAGAGGUAGCAGAGCCGUCUCCUCGGAAGCUCUGACCUCUCGCGCAAACCGUGCAGUCAUUUCGUCGUCAUCGGCGCUUUCCCCGGAUCUAUCACCGGUUGAGUCGGGGAGCACUCAAUCUGCAUCCGCAAAACCAACGGGCUGGCGGAGCAGCGUAAAUAGGACCCGAGAGACCUUAUCCGUUCACAAGCCCAAUAUUGGCAUGUUGUUGUGGAUAUUAGCAGGAUUGGCGGUAUCCAUUCCAGUCCUCUUUGCGCUCCGUAACAGGUCACAAGACGCUGAGCGACAGGCGUACAGAUCAGACUGUCAAUCGACUGUAGCAGCAAUACAGAAUCAGAUGAUGCUCCCCCUCACCCUCAUAUACGGCUAUCGAUGGUUCUUCGACAGUGGCGUCAAUGUAACGCAGAAUGUCUUCCAGAGGUUCACCAAGUCGUAUGAGACACAAAGUUGGAUGGUGCCUUGGGUCGGGUAUGCCCCGUAUGUCACUCAAAAUCAGCGGGCUAGUUGGGAAGCAACGAAUGGACGUCCCAUCAGUCAAGGUCCCCGCGACGGUGAAUCGUUACCUGUUUCGCCAACGGAGGGCUAUGUGCCCGUUAAUCGUGCGGUGGCAGAUACGUACUUCCCAACACAAUAUGUUCCCGAGGGGAGCGAAUGGUUGAUUGGAUUUGAUGUGCUGAGCGACUCCACGUCACAACCCGCCGUUUUCCGUGCACUAAAUACUGGGUUACUAACGAUUGGACAAAAGGUUCAACUACGCUUCGAGAACGGGUAUCGCGACGUCCAUCGAUUUGUUCUCCCAUGGUUUGGCCCCAACGGUACCGGGAGGAGUCUGCAGGGAAUUUUUUAUGGGGUUUUUGACCCAUAUCAGCUUAUUGAUACCACUGUUCAAUCAACAACCGCAAACAUCAGUCUAGGACUUCAGGUGCUGGAUGCCAGUGGUGGCAAUGCAGUGCUGUACGCACAGCCCAGAAAUAGUACCCCGUCCGGGCAAUCCAUGGGAUAUUAUUCAUUCCCGGUAGCCGACCGCACAUGGAUCUUGUAUUGUUGGGGGAAACCAAAGCAACUGCCGGCACCCUAUGUGGCUUUUGUCUUCCUCCUUCUCACGUUUCUGCUACUAGCCCUUCUCACACGUUGCUGCAUGUUAAAAAGACGACAACGUGACAAAAGUGAUCCUACAAUCAUUGAGAACCCACGAAUGAGCCAGCGUCAGAUUGAUUGGAUGCGUACAAAUGCCUACUCCAUCCUAGGCGCCAUCCGCGACCCACUGCUUCUCAUCAAUCGUGAAGGCUACGUGAUCGAUGCAAACGAUGAAGGUCUUGCUCUCACCAAGCUCGUUGUUGAGGAUCUGAUAUUUGGAAUACAUAUAAGUAGAGUCUUCCCAGGUGUCUCUACUACCAAAUCGAGGAAUGGCGUAAAAGACAAGCAUUUUCUCAAGAUCUCGCAUCCGCCAGGUCCAUGGGCCAGCAGCACCAAUAUACCCGCAGCGGUCACUGGAAACGACGCUGUACAAGAAAAAGAUAACGUAGUUAUUGAUGUCGACAGUACGUACAUCAACCUGCCUGACUCCACACCGCGUGACGAGUACAACGCAGCAACCGAUGAUGAUAUGGUCAUACCAGGAAUGCAGGAAACAGUCUUGAAAACGAAAGAUGGCAGAGAAAUAACUGUCGAAGCCAAUUUUUCCCCCAUCGUUGACUGUCAAGACCAGAAAGAACGGAUUCAAAUGGUUUUGUUUCGAGAUAUGAGUGGGUGGAAGAGCAUCAUCAAGGAGACUCUGGAGGCGAAGGAUGCGGCUGAAAUGGCAACGACUGAAAAGAGCAACUUCCUCGCCUUCGUCUGCCAUGAAUUGAGGAAUCCUCUUCAUGUCGUUAUCGGACUCAACAGUAUCCUGAUGCAAUCAAUCUCCUCUGCAGCUGAUAAUGGGGCCAUGUCUCCUUCCUCUUCAGAUACCCCGUCACCGCCUCCUUCAACCACAGAACUUUCUGACGGUAACGGCGGCUCGAAGAGCAAUCAGGCAAUGACCUUGAGUCCUGAAGGUCUUGAGCAUCUGGCUUCCGUUGCUGACGCUGCACGAGUCAUGAAGUUUAUUUUAAACGACAUGCGUCUAUUAUCUAAAAUUGAGGCCGGAACAGUCGAGAUUGAGCGUGUGCCGUUUGACUUGAAGGCGCUGACUGAGAGAAUGUAUAAAGCUCAGAUGGCAUGUAAACUUACUAACGGCUUGGACGACCGUGGCGUGUGCGAAGCUGUUCGAUGUUCUCCUGAUGUCGACUUCAAGCUGGUUAUAAAGGGACUUGAAGAUGUCCCACCAGUUGCUGAAGAAGCCGAUAAGACUGUUGAAUUGGGAUCGAAGGAGGCUCCAAGUAAUACAUCAGGGAAGGAGUGGUUUCCUGCCAGAGUCAGAGGCGAUGCGACGAAAUUACAGCAGGCUCUGCUACAUCUCGUGUCCAACUCUUUCGAGAGCACCAAGCGAGGAAGUGUCAUUUUAAGGGUGAUCGUUGAGGGUAUCAGACCGAUACCUGUUGAUGCUAUUCCGCAGAGUCCUAAGCCUAGCGAGAAGCGAGUUUCUUUCCGGGAAGGACUCGUCGAUGCAACAAGUCAGGUGUUGGUUCGCUUCGAAGUGGAAGACACUGGUGAAGGAUUCCCGACCACAGAUCUUCCGAACUUGCUGAAAAAAUAUUCGCCAGAAUCCGGAGCGGAUCGAGCGAUUGGAACAAGUGGCCUAUCACUCAACAUCACAAAUUCGCUGCUCCAGCUACUUGGCGGUGAAAUACAAAUGGCUUCUACACCAGGGAAAGGUACUAAGGUCUCGUUCUCGCUGUGGUUUGAUCUGCUCGACGAAAUCAGCCAGCAAGAAGAUCAGGAAACAAACGCAGAACUGAAAGGAUUGGGAAUCGCUAGUUCAUUUGGAAGUGGGUUGCCGUUUGGAAAAGAAAACGAAGGCCUUGUAUGCAGACGGGAAUCCAUCGCUAAAAACCCUGGCUGUAAAAGCACAGGUAUUGAGCAGCAAAUUACGCCUAUUCCCGACAGUGUAGUUAUCAGCCACGAUUAUGCUCGAGACUCCCCCGGAUUCGCGGACAUAACGUCGACCGAUAUCCAAAAUCGCGCCCCAUCACCAGAUUCAACUCCCGGAGGCAGUCCGUCGCAAAGCACUCCACCGCAAGCGAGUCCCUCCCUGUCAGGUGUUCCAUCCAUCUCCCCAAUUACCCGAACAUCCUCCAUGUCCCGCGCUCAAGCUGUAGGACGCGACCCGUCCAUCAUGCAUGUAGCUAGCCCUCGCAUCACUUUGUCAUCGCCAAACCUUACUCCAGGAGUACGCCGGUCGUCACAAGGAGACCGUAAAUCGCCGUCAAUCCGUCCCAAUGGGACCAAAAAAUCACCAAACCCCGCAGUACGGCGGCUAGGGACCCACCCUCUGAAAGAUAGACCGAUUCGUGUGCUAGUGGUUGAGGACAAUGAGGUGUUACUCAAAAUCGCUGCUACCACGCUGACAAGGGCUGGGUUUGAAGUACAACAGGCUCAAAACGGUGAGCAGGCUGUUCAGAGGAUCGAGAAGAAUGGGGAAAAGUACUUUGAUGUUUGCUUAAUGGACUUGCUCAUGCCGGUGAUGGACGGGUUCCAAGCUACCGAAGAGAUCCGCCGACGAGGCUGGACAAUCCCGGUCAUCGCCCUCACAGCCAAGACAUUGGAAUCGGACCGUCUGCGGUGCUUCAAAAUCGGGUUCAACUACUUUAUGACCAAACCUUUCCAACUAGGUGAUAUUGCCACCGUCAUACGCUUUAUGGUCGGUGCUGAGGCGGAACAGCAAGCUCAAGGCCCACAUGACGGUGCGACGCCUCAUCCAAAUUAUGGGGGGCCUUGGUCAAAGUUUACCUAGACUGCGAAAAUGUCUCGACCACCGUUUAUGAUUUGUUCGGUGACAUAGCUUUUCUCACUUGAUUGGUAUUUGUGAGGUUCGUAUGCGAUACCCCGCUCCAUGAUGAAUGAGUGAACAGUAUUUUUAUUGUGUAUGGAAUGUGUGCUGUCGUGCUCUCAUCAAAUGGAGAGACGUUCGAGGGGUUAUUGUUGUGGGUAUGGCAUGUAUAUUUCCAGCUGCAUUGGUCAACUGAGCCCGAUGGUCAAAUGUAACUUUAAACGCCUUCAAAAGUUACGCUCUUGAUCGGACUUCCC